GAAUCAAAUUUAAUUCAAGUAGUCUAAAAAGAAAUUAAAUAUUUGGAAAUUAAAUGUUUUGCUAUCCGAGCGAUCCGACUUCAUUCCGCAGCACUUUGUUUAAUUUACAAUUAAAAAACUUUUUUAAUGUAUUUUAAUAAUUAUUGUAAUAAAUUAAACUUACUUUUACUGCAAAAGAUAUCUUUUAAUGCGCUCAAAUAAUUUUGGAAAGGAUUUCUGAUUAUUCGGUGUUAUUAGAUCUUUUUAUUAGUUAUUUUUAAAUAUAUAUUGUGCCACUUUACAGGUGUAAAUCAAAAUAAUUUUCAACCGAUAUAAUGUUAGCAUAUUAUUUGAAUCAAAUUUUCAAACUCAAUCCCGAACAGCGAAUUACAGAGGGGUGAAUAUUUAAAAUACUUUCCUCUCCCACACAGUCCACAUUAUAUCUUUAUUUCCGAUAGGGGCGAAAGGAUAGUGUGGGUUCACCGCGGCGCGGCGACUCAUGCGUUUAAACAGACCUCUUUGCUCUUUGCCCACUCUGCUCAUUUUUUUCUCAUAAUAAUUUUCAAUUUUAAUAUUUGAUGACUUAGUAGCAUUAAAAAUGAUGAUCAAUUGCAAUGGAUUCGUCACUGCAAAGAUUUUAUUGGUGUAAUUAUUAUAUAAUAAAAUGAUUUAAAUUCACAACAACCAUAUGAUUAGAACGCAAACUUCAUUCUCUUAAUGUUCUCUCAAGUUUCUUUAGUCAAUUGUUGCUAAAUUAGAGUUCCUUAUUUUACUCUGCGGGUUAAAAAAAAAGCUGUUUUAAAAAAAUUGUUUGUUUAAUAAUUUAUUCAAUUUGAAAGAAAAUUAUUGAGAAGAUUAAAUCAUAGGUUUGAAAAUUUAAGGAAUUUUCAAUAGUUAAAUCAGAAUAAAUUUCGAAUGCUGUAAUAGAAUAAUCUGUAGGUCAGCGUUUCUAAAGGUGUCUUUCUCUUGCUUACUGGCGGGCGAAAGUCUUGGUCAGGUGAGACUUUUUAUGCGAGUUUUCCUUUUCACGCUUGCUUUACGUUCCGCAAUACAAAUAUUUCUGUUAAUCAGUUGCAACUGAAACGUUCAGCUCGCGAAAUUUUGUGCCUUCGUUUUUCUUUUCGUCCAAGACAAUGACUGCGGAAACUUCAAUUUGAAAUGACAGACAGACUCAACAGGAUGAUUGAGGUCAGGAAGAGUGUUGAUGAAUUUGUUGAAAAAGUUCGCCUACAACUUCCUGAAGGUCACGCAGCCAAAUUGGGAUAUUUUGAAAGAGCUGACGGAUCCAGAGAAAAUGCUGAAAGCGUUUGCGUUUUGGUUGUUCACUACGACUUUGGAAAUGCAAAGAACACAGAAAACAUUCGUGGAGGAGACGCGACAGAUGUUAAACGUUUGCGCCGUUCCUUUGAAACAAAUCGAAACUGCAAAUUCAUAGAUUGGUCUUCGCCGAAGAGGGAAGAACUGCUUUACCUCCUCUCCGAUCAAGAUUUGCUUUUGAAACUUUUUGGAGCCGAAGACUCGCCUCCGUCGGUUUUCUUCCUCUACAUUUUAUCGCACGGCUCGGAAAACGGAGAGAUUUGCACCGAUCACGCAGAGUCAUUUGACGGAAAAGUGGAGAAAUUCCAAACUUUCACCACGACAGAGCUUUUUGCAGCGUUGAAGCAGCUGCGAAAAUUUGAAAACUGCCUCAAACUCGUCAAUUUAGCACCCUGUCGCGGACAUGAUGACGAUUUGAAAUAUUCAUUAGUGACUCAGGAUCGUAAUAAAUCCAAAGUUUUAAAUAGGAAAUCGUGCAGUGUUUCCUCUUUUCCUGAAAUGGAAAACUUGGUAGUUUUCUAUUCCACCGUUGAAACUACCAAAGCGCGACGAGACUUUCAUGGAACUGCUGAAGAUGGAACGUGGAUCGUGCUUAAAACGUGCCAAGUCCUUGACAAUUUGCGAGACAACGAAUCUUUGCCGGUUGUUCUAACACGGAUUCAAUAUGAAAUCCAGAGACAUUCAGAGAGCGCUGAUGAAAAAUUUGGACAAACGCCCGAAUUCAAACUGUUCCCUCAGAGCAGAAAAUUUUGCUUUUCAGAACGGCAAACUUCAGACCAGAGGCAAAUAAUUGAUGAUGAACCGACGCGUGUACCCUUAAUCUGGAGUUGGUCCCUCGAGGGAGGAAACCAGAGGAUAAAACGAGCUUCGAUUUUUUUCACACGCUAUACUGAAGAAGUCGAAGCUUUUAAAAAUGCAAUUCAGCAAAACCUUGGCUUUGAAACUGAUUGCAUCAUGAAAAAUUCGGUUGCAGAUCUAGAAAUGUUCUACAAUAGAGUGAAUGGUAUUGAAAAGUACCCUGGAUGUUUCUUGACCGCCAUUUUCGCUGAAAUCACUGAAAGAGACAAAGAAGUGUGUGUACGUUUUGAUGACUCUGAAAUCCCGAUCGGUGAAAUCAUUCAUCAAUUUUUGGGUCCAGAAAACGAUAAGUGGAUCGGAAAACCAAAGCUCUUCUUUGUUUUAGAACAAUCUCCUCCGACACACCAGUAUGACAAUCUAAUAAAAACGAAGAAAAAACUUGACGUGAUUGAUCUUCAAGAUGCAACUUAUCACAGUGGAUGGCUUGUUCUCGUUGUACGAGACAAUGAAAUUAUCAAGCCACUGAUAGAAAUCUUAAAUAGCGACGACUUGAAGCAAUAUGGAACAAGUUUGCAGGAAAAAAUCUACGAUUUGCUUUUGCAUCAGAAAAUUGGAAAAAACAACAACACCCUUUUAGUGUCAACUCUUCAGUACUUGCUAAACUUCCCAGACUUGCCCAGAAAUUUUGUAAAACCCACAUUCAGUGCUGAAGUUGAAAGAAAAACCGUUGAUUAUGACGAAUUGCUCAACGACUGGGCCAAAGGUAUCGACCGAAAUUUCUUUCGUCUUUUGUCGUCGCCUGCGGGAUCGGGCAAAACAACCGUGAUGAAGGAAAUCGCGCACGGCCUCAGAAAACUGAACAAGACAAUCGUUGAAGUCAACCUUCGCGACUUGGUGUACAAAAACUUUUCAAAGUGGAAUUCGGAAACGCCGAUCGCCGAAAUCCUAGCAGAGGCGAUGAAAUUCCCUCAAGCUCACGUCCAAGCUCUUGUCAAUAAAAAAAUUUUGAUUCUUUUCUUAGACGGAUUUGACGAAAUUUGCCCUGAUCAUGGCGAGAAGAUGCUCGACCUGGCAAAGCGAAUGUUCGACGAAGAAAUCCAAAUCUUUAUUUCGACGCGGCCACAGGAGAAGAAAGCGAUUGUGGAUAAACUUGGCCAGAAAAACUGCUUUGCUUAUGAAAUUUUGCCGUUCAAUCGCCAGCAGCAGAUUGAGUUGCUGAAAUUGGAACUGAACGAGUGCGAAUUGGAGAUGAAGUUGAAGAAGUUUGAGGCUGCAGAUAUCAGUGAUAUUUUGGCAAACCCUCUUCACUUGAGCUUGAUCGCACAGUGCCAAGAUGUGGAAAACCUGUACCAAAUUUACGAUGAAAUCGUGAGGAUUAAAAUUGAAACUGCAUUGAAACAUAAAAAAUCGAUCGUUGACGCUAAAAUUGGUGAGAUGUCGCAAAACAUUAUCAAAUUGAUGCAAAAACUUGCACUAAAAUAUCUAAAACUACCCCAAGAGGAUGACCAGAAUCCUCGCAAUGAUAUCAUUCUUCAGCGAAUAAUGUCAAAAUCCCGUUCCGCAAUCAUAACACUAAAUCAGGAUGUUGACGUUUUGGUAAGCGAUGUUGGUGUUGACAUUGACUUCAAUCUAAUUAAUAGCACUGGAAUCGUGACUAUCAGUGGUGAAAAUAUGAAGUUCACACACCAGACAUUUGCCGAGUUUCUCGUGGCCAAGAUGUUUGUGGAAUGCGACGAUAAAAACACGUGCUCAAUAUUCUGCGGGACGAAUAGAUUUUGGCAGAGCAGGAAAUUUGUUGACCGUUUUCUUGCUCAAAAGAACCACAGUGGAGAAAAUGGAAUAAAUAUUGAAAAAACCGCAUCAUUUUUUAGAAAUGAAAUCUCUAGCGAAUCCAAAAGAGCGGAUAAGAAGAACGAAUUUUUAAACAAUAUCGUGCGAGAUAAUCUUGUAAAUAUUUUUUCAAUCGUCAAGACCGUACUCUCGCUCGAAGAGAACGAUGCCAAAUUAUUUGUGCCGGACACUUUGCAAAUCUUGGGAUCGGCAUUUUUCCACGGCUGCGAAGACGUGGCUUUGGAGCUCUUGGAAAUGGGCGCGUUGAAAUUUAUUCAAAACGUCUCUCAGUAUUUGCACCGUUGGUGGAGAUUGGUGGCUGCAAAUAAUUCCUUGCGUCUUUUCGCCAAGUUGAAAGAAAAAUGCCUAGAGUUAUUUGAAAAUUCUCAACCGGUACCAGGAAUGGAGGAAAUCAUUCUUGACGCAGCCUUGUUUGGCCAACACCAAAUGCUGCAGUUGCUGCUCGACAACGGCUUUAACGUCAACUUCCAAGGUUUUGGUGGUAAGAACGCCCUGCACGUGGCUGUUGAGCAAAGCUACGUUGAGUGUGUUGAGGUGCUUCUCAAUUACAAAGUUCUCGAAACUGCUUCGAGUUCAAUGGUUGAGCAAAACCUGAACCUCGAAGCAAAGGACGCGUCAGGGCGGAGUGCGCUGAUAUACGCCGUCGAAAAUGAUCAAUUGAUUUUGGUAAAAAUGCUGAUUGAAAAGGGCGCUGACGUGAGAGUGAGAUUCGAGGACAAGCACGUGAUUCAUUUUGUCAAAAGCGUGGCCGUGGCUAAAUAUUUGCUUGGAAAAGACGCAGAGCUCGUCAAAGAUUUGUCUGGCCGCGAAAGCGCCCUUCACAGUGCAGUGCUUCUGGGCGACAUGGAGUUGUGCAAGUUGUUCGUUUCGAGCGGCGUCGACGUGAACGCCAAAGACGCACGAGGUGACAAUGCCUUGUUCAAAGCGUGUGAUCACCACGCACCGAAUACAGAAAUCAUCAAAUUCCUCGUGGAUUCUGGUACGGAUCUGAACCACAAAAGCUCCGUUCGUGGCGAAACUGUGCUGCACCGAGCUGCCAAAUUUUCUGAUAGUUUGGAGGUGUUGAAGUUGUUGACAGAAAACAUGCAGGAAAUAUUCACCACGGACGACUUCGGAAAUAACGCACUGAUGUACGCUUUGGAUGGAAAUCGUGAGGAAAACAUUGAGUAUCUGCUGGGGCGAAAUUUUGACUUGCGGUGGAGCAACGCAAGUGGAAAAACUGCUCUUCACAUUGCCGCCGAAAAAUGUUUGCUGAAAUUUUUGGAAAAGUUGAUUGAUUUGGGCGCAGACGUGGAGGCGAAAGACAGUGACGGCGCGAGUGUUAUGCACUGGGCCACGCACAACAAUGACGUUUCCGUUGCCAAGUUUCUGCACCAGAACUACGGCGGGUUGAUCAAUCAAAGAGAUAAUGCUGGUGCUCUUCCAUGGCAUUAUACUGCGAAGUUUUCCACCCUGGAUUUAUUAUCUUGGUUCGCGGAUAAUAGCGAGGAUGUCAAAGCUACCGACAAUAACGGGCAGGACGUUUUAAGCUACUUAGACCUCCGUGAAGGCUGCGAUUCCAUGGAUCGUUACUUGUUUAGUAUUUCAAUCACUUCGAUUCAAGAGUCCCAAAAUUCUACUCCACUGGCAUGCAACGGUUGCAGGACGGAGACGAGCUCACAAAGCGCCCCUGCGCCCUCCAAGGGUCCGAGGAGGCAGGUGAGCCGGCCGUCAGCAACCUGCUGGCCACCGUUUUUGUCUUUGUUUUUUUCUUUUGUUGUUUUCUUAUUGUUUAUCCCUCUUGGGAAUAGCACCAGCGAUAGCAGACAGGUCUGCUAAAUCUCAAACUCAAUAAAAAUUGUAAUUAAAUUGUCAA
Molecule: messenger RNA, 5800 nt
Organism: Neocloeon triangulifer
Lineage: Eukaryota; Metazoa; Arthropoda; Insecta; Ephemeroptera; Baetidae
Exons: 11
Coding region: 1138-5763 (1541 amino acids)
Biological process (GO): proteolysis
Molecular function (GO): protein binding; cysteine-type endopeptidase activity
Source: RefSeq, a predicted model, not a curated record